Molecule: messenger RNA, 1212 nt
Organism: Triticum dicoccoides
Lineage: Eukaryota; Viridiplantae; Streptophyta; Magnoliopsida; Poales; Poaceae
Exons: 4
Coding region: 1-975 (324 amino acids)
Source: RefSeq, a predicted model, not a curated record
AUGCAGUUGGAUUCACUGAACUUGAUUGCCCCCCUCCCUACCCGACCCCCACCGCACCAACACCGCGGCAGCGAGCCCCUUUCGCCCGCUUCCCACUCCACGCCCCCUUCCCCCCUCCCAGAUCUCGCCACCACACGGCCGCGCGCACCGGAGAAACGUAGCGAGACGUCUGCGAGAGGUAAAACAGCAAAAGGGAAGAGGCCACCGCAGCUCGCGUACCGGCGGUUGGUGGGUGGCGGCGUCCGUCACGCGUCGGCGUAUCAGGUGAUGGACGCUGGCGGCGGCGGCUUAGGCGGCUUCCAGUGGACCGCGGAGGAGGCUUCGACGAUCGGGGGCAUCGCGACGGUGUCGCUGCUGCACUCCUUCAUCCCCACGCACUGGCUCCCCUUCUCCAUCGUCGGGCGCGCCCAGCGCUGGCCGCUCUCCCGCACCCUCCUCGUCACUGCAUUUGGAGCAGUCCUUCAUGUUGUAUCGACCGCUCUUCUCGGGAUAACUGCAGUUACUAUGGCAAAUACUAUAGCAGGCGAGGAAACAGUGCAUAAACUUGCCUCGCUGUUGCUAAUAUUUCUUGGAGCAGGUUACAUUCUGUUGUUUGCUUUGGGAAAAGGUGGUCAUAGCCAUGCUCAUAAUCAUCCAAUGGAGAAGAUGGCAGUCGCUGGUCUUGUACUUGUACCAGCAUUAUCACCCUGUGCAACUACUCUUCCAGUGUUUCUUGCUGUUGGCAACUCAUCCUCGAUGAUGAUUCUUGCGAUCAUUGUGCUUCUCUUCAGUACCAUCACGGUGAUGACGUCCCUGGUGGCUCUCUCAUUUUAUGGUGCUAGCCAGAUCAAGUUUCACUGGGUGGAACGCUAUGACAAGGUCCUAGUUGGCUCAGUGCUGUGCCUUGUUGGGGUUCUGACAUAUGUGUUCCAUCACCAUGAUGGUGACGAGCAUUCUCUCCAUGCACACGUGCACAGGAAACUUGUGGGUCCUUAGAUGAAUCUACAAAGUUACUCCCAAAGUUCACUGUGAAACACAUUCUGUUGUCCUCUAACCUUUGUACGUUAUGCUGUAUAAGAUCUGAUUAUCAAUUUAUCUGUUGGGAAUCUACCCGCCUAUGGGUUUCCUAGGAGUACAGACAGACCAGGUGAAUACCUACUGGGAAAUUGUUUGUACCAUGGAUCUUUGUUUGCGCUGAUGCAGUUUAACGGGAAUAGUGGGCUUUCAACUUGA